Messenger RNA from Alternaria postmessia, 360 nucleotides. RefSeq lists its product as uncharacterized. The record is from RefSeq and is a predicted model, not a curated record. The coding region runs from base 1 to 360 and encodes 119 amino acids. The transcript is spliced from 2 exons. Lineage: Eukaryota; Fungi; Ascomycota; Dothideomycetes; Pleosporales; Pleosporaceae.
AUGUCCGACCCUCCCUACGCGCUCUUUGUCCUCAACAAGAGCAUUACGAACGAGGAUCUCAACUCCGUCCUUGAGCGCGCCUGCCAUGGUGACGGCGACUCGGGCUGGAACUUUUGGGUCGCGACCGACUCCUACGACGACUUGCCGGCAUGUCCAGAAGUUCACAAGCCAUCUCCAGAUGCUGGCGGAACUGAGCCUCCUAUUCCAUCCUCCUUCGUCUCCCCCUGGCUCGGCAAGACACCCGAAGACUGCGCAAAGUGGCUGCAGGCGAUGCCGCGCACUGAAUCCACAGACGAGAAGAAGUAUGUUGUGGACACGCCCGUGAACCCACAGUACUUUGUAUUCCUGAAUGAGUUCUAA